AUCACUCACGAGUCACGAGUCACUAUCAGUUCGAGCCUCGAGAGAUGGCGCCGGAUGGAGGAGGAGGACUGUAGACGUAGAGCGCAUGUUAGAAGGGCGACGCUCUGUGAAAAGGACGCGGGACCACGAAAACGCAACCAAACACGAAACAACGCCCAUUGACCACCAGCCCAAGGAAUGUCUAACCCUCCUAUUUCUCUUUUCUGGCUCAAACUCUACUACUAUUUGGGUUUGAUUUGAUUUUAUUUUUAUUUUUGUUUUUUACAGUAUUUCUCUCCGAUUCGCCUCAUUUUUUUGUUUCUAUUAUUCCGUCAUUCUCUCUCUUUCUCCCUUUCUCUCUGUGUGUCGCUCAUCGCUUCCACCAGAGACCAAUAUUAGUUAAUUAAAGAACGGGUAGAUUCAAAAAGAACGAGGAAUUCCCAUUAUUUCUUCGCUAAAGGGGAGGUCACAAAGUUUUUUUAGGAGUGACGCACGAAGGACAUACUUAUCCGAGUGGUAAAUCAGGUUUCGUUGUUAUUGGGAAGACUAUUAGGAAACCCAGCUGAAGGAAACCUACAAUGCCGAGCUUGAGCACUAUUCUCAGAACAAUUUUAUGUGCACGACCGGGCUUUAUAAAGCUGCAGAGAGUGACAUGAAGCAGUUGGUCUUGUGGUGAUUUAUUUUGCAUGGUUUCUGGAGACAAAUGUCUUAAAGGAGCAUAAUUUUGUUCACUAGAUGCUUACAUAGAGCAGUAUGGGCUUAAAAUACCGCACAUUCAUGUUGCCUUGGAGACGCAUCUUUGAACCUUAAUUUUUCUUUGUUUUCCUGCUGGUUUGUGCGCCAUUGGAUAUACAUUCGAUUCCUUUCUUUCUUUGCUUUUUCAUCGUCAACAUCAUUACACAACCUUAUUUACAGAAAAAGACGAUGUUCAUAGGCCAAUAUUUUAUUUGCAAAAUCCUAAUUCUGGAGGUUCAAUAAAUGGUGUUUUUCUUGGUUAACAUCCACUAUAUUUUGCUGCAGGUUGACAAUUUUGCGUUACCUUGGCAGGUUUUGGUAUUUGGAAGUUCCUUGGCGUGGCAACCCUAAGUCUGUCUAGUCUUUCUGCUUCUUGUUGAAAUAUUUAUUUAGAGACCAGGGAUUUAAUGAAAUUGGUAUAGUGCAAUGAUUUUGUGCUACUAGUGAGAUCCUCCAAACUCUGCCUAGUGAUGGCGAUUGCUGGUUCUUUGCAAUUGUCCCAUGAAUUGGGACUUUGCAAGAACCAUGUACAUGGUAACCGACUCAAGAUGAUGAUGGGUAGAGGCCGAUUACAUUUGUUGAGUGUUGCUCUUUCAUCACAUGCUUUGCGGCAGGAUGCUUGGACUCAGCGUGUCUCAAGCAGUAUAAACAGGCCGAUACAUUCUUUGAAUUCCAGAUAUAAUGUUUUCAUGUGCCAGUCUGUUCUAUUGCCAGGUCAGGGAAAUGGGAUUCCCAUCCUGAAAACUGCUACCAUGGCGUUGACGAGGUCACUUAGUGCUCUAAAUGGGAGUCCUGUUGUGGUUAAGUUGGCUCCAGCAGUUGGUAUCAUCAUCUUCACAAUCUGGGGGCUUGGGCCUCUCAUGCGUAUGACUAGGAACUUUUUACUUCAUAGGAGUGAUAGUAGCUGGAGAAAGAGUAACACACAUUAUGUUAUGACCUCUUAUCUUCAACCUAUGUUGCUGUGGGUUGGAGCAACACUUAUCUGCAGGGCAUUGGAUCCAGUUGUUCUACCAUCAGAAGCUAGCCAGGCUGUUAAACAACGCCUUUUACAUUUUGUGAGAUCAUUAUCAACCGUCCUGGCCUUUGCCUAUUGUCUAUCAAGUGUGAUUCAACAAACCCAGAAAUUCUUUAUGGAGAAGGUCGACCCUAGUGAUACAAGAAAUAUGGGUUUCAGCUUUGCUGGAAAAGCUGUAUAUAGUGCAGUAUGGGUUGCUGCUGUUUCUUUGUUCAUGGAAUUGCUAGGUUUCUCCACGCAGAAGUGGCUUACUGCUGGAGGUCUUGGAACAGUAUUGCUGACCCUUGCUGGUCGUGAGAUAUUCACGAAUUUCCUCUCUAGUGUGAUGAUUCAUGCAACACGACCAUUUGUUGUGAAUGAAUGGAUUCAGACAAAGAUUGAAGGCUAUGAAGUUUCUGGGACUGUAGAGCAUGUUGGUUGGUGGUCACCAACAAUUAUUCGAGGUGAAGAUCGUGAAGCUGUUCACAUUCCAAAUCACAAGUUUACAGUUAAUGUUGUUAGGAAUCUGAGUCAGAAAAGUCAUUGGCGCAUCAAAACCCACCUUGCCAUCAGUCACUUGGAUGUCAAUAAAAUUAAUAAUAUUGUAGCAGACAUGCGCAAGGUGUUGGCCAAAAAUCCUCAAGUGGAGCAGCAGAGAUUGCAUAGGAGAGUGUUUCUAGACAAUGUUGAUCCAGAAAAUCAGGCUCUUCUGAUUUUGAUUUCCUGCUUUGUGAAGACUUCCCAUUUUGAAGAAUACCUCUGUGUUAAGGAAGCCAUUUUGUUGGAUCUCCUCAGAGUCAUCAGCCAUCACCGUGCCCGGCUUGCCACUCCCAUCCGAACAGUUCAGAAAAUAUACAGUGAUAAAGACAUGGAAAAUGUACCUUUUGCGGAUACCAUCUUUACCCGUACUGGUUCAGCUGCUAACCGUCCAUUCUUACUGAUUGAGCCUCCAUACAGAAUUAACAAUGAUGAUAAAAUGAAAGCUCAAGGUCGUCCAGUGCGUACAAAUGAAGAACAGGAUGCAAAGGUAGCAGGGACACAAACAUCAGACUCCAAAGUAGAUGCCAAGGUUGGGACAGGGCCAUCAUCUGACUCCAAGACAGAUGUAAAGGUUGGAACAACACCAAUGUCCGACUCCAAGGCGGAAACAAUGGUUGCAGCAACAUCAAUUCCUGAUUCCAAAGUAGAUGGUAAGGUCGCAAUAGUGUCAUCGUCUGACUCCAAAGCAGAUCCUAAAGUUGCAGCUAUGUCAGUAUCAUCUGAGUCCAAGAUGCAGAGUUCUGCGUCCGAUGGCUCACCCCAAACCAAUCCUGACAAGCAGGCCAAAAAGGCAAGUCCAGGUGGUGCACGACAAAAGAGCAGCAAGGUUGCUAAUAUGCCAAUGGCAACGACUUCACAUUCACAGCAAGAUGGUGAGAGGCCGCCAGUUACACCACCUCAAAUUUCCAGGCCUGCCUUGGAGGACAAUAUUGUUCUUGGUGUUGCUCUAGAGGGCUCAAAGCGAACACUUCCUAUUGAGGAAGGAAUGGAUUCGUCUCCAACCAGUGCAGAAGCCAAAGAAUUGGCGGCCUGUCGAAAUGGGAAUGGGUCUUCCUCUACCGGGAGUGAUAAGGAAGAGGGCCAGAUACGAGCAGCACCUGGUGCAACAGCAGGAGAUCAGCGGGAUCAGGGGAGGUGAUUGAUGCUUUUGUUGUUUACUCGUAGCAGUUUUUAACUUUUCCCGGUUUCCUUGGAUUGAAAGAUGCAUGAGGCUGUGUUUUUGAAGGCUGGCUGAUGAAUAUGAUACAUUGUAUAUGUCCCAUUAAAAAAAUGUAAAAUUCAUUUCAUCUCGAUCAAAGCAGUCAAUUCUCCAUAGGGGGGCGAUCUAUGCUGGUUGGUUGUAUCAUGUUCGGAUAUGCUAGAAACAAGGGGUUAUUUACAUCCGUUUAAUUGGGAUGAAGCUUACUGGCUUAGUUGAUGAUGAUGAACGAGUCUCAUCCAAUUGCCAUGAGAAAUAAUGAAAUUGAUCCAAGAGUUGGAUGUUUACAAACGUUUCUAACGUUUCUCCUUUUGUAGUGUUGUUAUAAAUCCUAGCUAAUUGCAUACAGAUUACAGGCAUACAGCUUAUUUGUUGAUUAUAGAAAUCAAUCACAUGUUGACUA
Molecule: messenger RNA, 3849 nt
Organism: Nelumbo nucifera (sacred lotus)
Lineage: Eukaryota; Viridiplantae; Streptophyta; Magnoliopsida; Proteales; Nelumbonaceae
Source: RefSeq, a predicted model, not a curated record